UUGCCCAUCCCUAAAGGAAAAAAAAGAAAUAUCGGAGAGAGCAGCGACGCAAGUCCGUAAAAGACGAAAAGUGAGGAUAUUUAAAGAAGCUAUCUCUUAAAAGAGGAACAAACAGGUACAAACCUAUUGACAAGCACACGGUGAUCAAUCUUCACCGGACAGAAGGACACGUUCCUGGGGGGAAAAGCAGGUCUUCUGCUUAAAAUUAAGACCACUGUCGCAACAAUGCCUCUUCACAAAUCAUCCCGAGCCCCUCGUCUGGACCCCACCAUGAUCUCUGCUCCCCUGGGUGAUUUCCGUCACACCAUGCACAUCGGUCGGGGUGGGGACGCUUUUGGGGACACCUCCUUUCUGUCCAGCCAUGGCCCCUCAAGUCCAGAACCCAACACCGCUCAACCAGUCACGGCCACUACUACCAUGAACGAGAACCAAGACAUUGAGACGAACUAUAAUGAUGAAAUGAAAUACGUGGAAGAUACUGGUCCAAGCGAGCUCCGACAUUCCGAUUCAGUUUCUUCAUUUGACCUCGAUUUGGAUUUAGGGCCUUCGAUUUUGGGAGAUGUUCUGGGAGUGAUGGACGGACUGACGAUGGGUUCUUGCAAAGGAAACGAAGAGGUUUUCAUGAGUGGAUCGAAAGAUGUGAUGAUGUCGUCAGGAAAUGUUGGGAAUGAGUUGAACGAGAGGAUGAGAAUGGAAAGCUUGAGCAGAGAGUUGAGAGACGAGCAGCUGAAUGAAGUCAACGGCAUGAAAUCCAAAGGGCUCAGGCCUAAAGUGCGCUUCAGCGACAAACGCGAUGAGAUCAUCGGUCGACAGGAAGUGAUCGAGGGGCUUGAGGUUGAAGGAGAAGAAAUGAGCUUGAGGCCAAAUAAAGGGAUGCAGGAGAUUAGCGGGAGGACGGCUUUCGAUAAAGACCCGAGACAAGAGGAGAUGGUUAACCGAAGAGAGGAAAACUCUCCGAGCCUUUCUUCCUCAGCGAGCUCAGAAUAUGAAGGAGUCUCACCGCUGGACAGAAGGAGAGAAGAUCAACACCUCUCAGAUUCUGAUUCAGAGGAGGAGGAGGCUGCCAAUGGAGAACAGGGAUACACGUUUGAGGACGAGCUUGAUGAUGAGAUUGGGCUUUAAGAGGACUUUGCAAACAUUUUGAGGAUCAAAAAGAAGUGGAGGGAUCAAGUGAACUGAAGCAUUUUUUUUAAAAAAACCAAAUGGAGAGAAAAUUACUUCUUUAGGACGAUUUGGAACUCUCUUUUAUAGCCUUAUGAAGUUUACGAUUGCGUUUACUCGUUUUCGGAUCUAUUUUAUGAGAAUUGGAUUUUUUUAUUGGAUUUUAUAACUACAAAUUCUGAAAGUCUCCCACGGACGGUGAGAUAAUAUAAAAGAACAACCCAGGAAACAGUCUGACAAGUACAUCUCCCAAGGUUUAAGCAUAAUAUUGAACAGCAAAUCUUCUGUUUGUCCACUUUAUAGAUCUGUUAUGGGGCACUUCACCUUGUUCAGGUAACUGGAAACCACUUUAAUCUCGAUGUAGAGGAAAUAGCUGGAGUUCAUAGAAAACUGAAACCAAAAGGGGUGUUUACACAACAUCAUUGAUUAACGCCAAACACGUCAAAGCCAUUUUGUUGCCUUAAUGCAAACACAAAAUGGAUUUUAAAGUGCCGUUGUUGUUCUGUGUAAAACAAGAAGUGAUUUUAUAACAAUUGUGGAAUCACUCACAAUUUGUUUAGAGUAACCAAAACAAAAACGCUGCACUACAAGACAAUGUGCACAGGCGAGUGGUGUUUCUUUAAAAAGUGGCAUCGCUACCUACUGACCUGGCAUGCAUAUUACAGUGUUUGUAGUCAUUUUUGUGGAUUGUCUAUAUGUGGCCUUGGACCACAAAACCAUUCAUGAGGGUCAUUCAUUCAUUAUCCUUUAGCUUAGUCCCUUUAUUCAUCAGGGGUCUCCACAGUGGAAUGAACCACCAACUUAUCCAGCAUAUGUUUUACACAGCGGAUGCCCAACCCAUUACUGGGAAAUACACUACGGAACAUGCAAACUCCAGACAGAAAUGCUAGCUGGAGUUUAGCUGCUAGCUGGAGACCCAGCCGGGACUCGAACCAGCAACCUUCAUGCUGUGAGGCGACAGUGCUAACCACUGAGCCACUGUGUCGCCCGUCAUGAGGGUAAGUUUAUUGGCAAUCAUCUGAAAGCUGAAAUAAUAAAUAAGAUUUCCACUGAUGUAUGGUUUGCUGGAAUAGGACAAUAACUGGACGAGUAACAACUAUUUGAAAAUCUGGAAUCUGAGAGUUAAAAAAAUGGAAUUAAUGAGAAAAUCUGCUUUAAAGAUGUCUGUAUGGAGUUCUUAGCAAUGCAUAUUUCUAAUCAAAUAUUACAUAUUGAUAUAAUUAUGGUGAGAAAUUGACUAGAUAUCUUUUCGGAAGAUUAUCUAUACUUUAAUGCUCUAAAUGAAUCAUUUUAACUCACACAAUGUAUUUCUGGCUAUUCCCACAAACUGAACUGUGUUUGUGGUCCAGGGUCACAUAUAAAUGUAUGAAACUUUCCAAAAAUGCCAAGUAAAAACUUAUACAUGUUUACCACACUGUUGGCAUGUAAAUGUUCCCUUCGAAUAACAGCUGAUCCAUUUCUAAAGCCAAAUACCACAUGCAACAUUAUCAAUGAUUCCUUACAUUCUUAUGCACAGUGCCUUAAAUGAAGAUGUUUUCCAUCUUCAUCUUGCUUAUUUUCAUUGAAAAGUGGCCUUUCUUUUUGUGUAAGGAUGCAAGGUUGCUGAAUGCAUUCAAAAAUGCUGGAAUUUUCUCAUGGGAAGGUUUAUUACAUAAGCAUACAUAUCUUGAAGAAAUGAGAGCAAUCGGAUUGCGUUGUUGAAGAUGUAUUCGUUUAGAAAUGGUUAAAAUGAAAUAUAAACUAUAGUUACACACUACAAAAUAGUCUUAAAAGCUAAACAAGUGUAAAAUGCAUAGUUUAUAAACUGUGAAUGAAUAAUGAUGAUAAUAAUUAUAGAUCUUGACCACUUUAUAAAGGGAAACAGAGAAAGCUUUUAUUAGGCUGGAUUCAUUUUCAAAAGCAGUUUGUGUUUAUCUUGCUUUCACAUUUGUUUGAUUUCAAUUUGUAUAAUAGACAAUCAGUCAUUAUUGUACGCCCGAAACCACUCAGUUUAAAUGAUGUAGACUGGGGCUAGACCAAAAUAUGUAAUAAAAUUUUUAUGAAACUA
Messenger RNA from Danio aesculapii, 3208 nucleotides. RefSeq names its product CDC42 effector protein (Rho GTPase binding) 5 (gene cdc42ep5). Lineage: Eukaryota; Metazoa; Chordata; Actinopteri; Cypriniformes; Danionidae. The transcript has 3 exons. The coding region runs from base 226 to 1122 and encodes 298 amino acids. The record is from RefSeq and is a predicted model, not a curated record.